Molecule: messenger RNA, 4001 nt
Organism: Poecilia latipinna (sailfin molly)
Lineage: Eukaryota; Metazoa; Chordata; Actinopteri; Cyprinodontiformes; Poeciliidae
Gene: znf592
Product: zinc finger protein 592
Exons: 9
Coding region: 268-3969 (1233 amino acids)
Source: RefSeq, a predicted model, not a curated record
GGAAGGAAGAAGUUAAUUGAUUUCUUAGCUUCCUCUUCUCCUUCCUUGUGGCACCCAGUUUCUCGUUUUGCCUGUAAGUCAGCGAUGAGGGUUUGAAUCACCCAAGACGGAAAAAGGAAAACCAAGUUGACGUUAGCAGCGUUUAGCAUAGCUUAGCUACAAUACCCUACAGCAGUAUGAACUUUGUACUAUAUUUAAGUUGCUAUAUAACAGCAUUCUAGAUCGUUGGGCACACGAGUAUCAAAUGGUUUAUGAGAAUGCAGAGACAUGGGUGACAUGAAAACCCCAGAUUUUGAUGACCUUCUGGCAGCCUUUGACAUCCCAGAUGCCACUGGACUGGAUUCUAAAGAGGCCAUCCAGGAAAGCCACGAGGAGAUAGAUAAUCAACUAAAACACUCAGUAAUCUGUCUGGAUGACAGCUUACUCAGUAACCCAGAUGCCACUACAGCAGAUAUUCCUCUUGUUAGUGUUAUAGUGAAAAAUACAAGUCGACAAGAAUCACUUGAAGGUUUCAGUGACCGGCUUCAUUCAGUUACAGCGUUGCAGAAUGGAUUCAAGGGACAGGAGGCCUGCGUUAAGCCUGUGGAACCAUCCAACACAAGUUUUUCUAAUUCAUUUCAAGCUGAUUUGAAUGGGGAAGGUUCAAGAGAACUUCCUGGAGAAAUUCCCCUUCAGCAGAAACCUGAUGAAACAGCAGUAUUUUCUCCAUCACUUUCCCAUUUUAGUCCUCCCUAUAGUCCUCAGACAGAGGCAUUGUAUAGCAACAACCAAAAGGUUUCAAAACAAGAGGGGCCUUGUUGUCUAGAAGCUCGGAUUUUGGCAGAACCUUUAGUUCCAGGCAGGGAACAAAAAUCAGAUAUUUUUUUGUUCGAUGCGUCUCCCAAGAACACUAAAGAGAGCACACCAGAAAAUGGCAGAAGCAACGAUCAUCUCUCUGAUAGCUAUAUCAGAGGUGAAACAGAGAACACCACUAGAGCAUGUUGCCCAUUUACUUCUUUAAGCAGUGAGCAGAACUUUAAAGAGGCGGAAUCCCAAAACACAGAGGAUGUUACCAACUCUUAUUCAUCUGCCAAAUUUCAAACAUCUAAAUUGCCUUUGUCUAAUGAGGCUCCAAUUGCUCCAAAUACUAAAAAGGAUCCCACUGAGACAACUGAUCCCACAGAAUCGUCAGCAUCGAACAGUGAUUGCGUUAAAGCUAAUAACAUGGCAGCCAUAUCCCCAAGAAGCCCCAGGAGUCCGAAUGAUGUAGUGAAACGGUUAAUGAAACCCUCUGAUAGCCCUGUAAGCCUCUGCAGUGACAGCAGUGGCAAGACAUCCCCUGCAGUGGCAUCUGUUUCAUCCCCAGCCAUACCCAGGGUCAGAAUUAAGACUAUUAAAACCACUUCUGGUCAGAUCAAACGCACAGUGACCAGUGUGCUGCCAGACUCCGAAACAGACGAGAUUCAUUCUGCUUAUGAGUCCUCGCCGUCGCAGAGUAUGAUCAGUGAAGACUCCUACUGCAACGUGUCCCCUCGUCAAUCUCAAGCUGUUGAUUGCAGUCCUGGGAGUAACCCAGCAGCAUGCACAUCUUCACCCAAAAUGCCCAGAAGGUCGGAGGAAAAAUCGAGAGGUUUUAGGACAGGCUUCCACAGGAGUAGCCGCGCUGUCCAGCGAUCCGUUGCACACGAUGCGCAGAAACCAAAGAGAGCUUCAUCUACGACAGGUCUCACAUCAAACACAAACUUCCUUCCAAAAGCAAUGCACUUGGCAAGUCUAAAUUUGGUCCCUCACAGCGUUGCUGCUUCAGUUGCUGCCCGGCCCUCGUCCCAUCAACAAAGUCAAAACAUUCUUCCCUCCUCGGUUUGCAGCACUGUCCCUCUGGUGCAUCAAGUCAAAACAGCCACGCCUUUCCCCCGUUCAUCUGCCCCGAACACAGCUGCAGGAACCCUAAACAGGCUUUUGACAAGUGCCAACCCAGUGCCUGUAUACGUGCCUAACCUGAGCCCCCCACCAGAGUGCAACAUCAAGCUUCCGCCUCGCGGCUAUUGCUGCCUCGAGUGCGGGGACUCGUUUGGCGUCGAGAGGAGUCUGGCGUUUCAUUACAACAGGAGGAGUGUCCAGAUCGAAGUAGGAUGUACACACUGCGCAAAGACCCUGGUUUUCUUUAACAGGUGCGCCCUGUUGGCACAUGCACGGGAGCACAAAAGCAACGGCAGCGUGAUGCAGUGCACGCAGCUCCAUCUGAAACCUAUAUCAGAGGAGCAGAUGUUUGUACCCCUGAGCUCUGAGUCGGCGAACACGGGCCCGUACCCCUCGACGUUCGUCUCACCAGUCAGUGAACCCGUCAUGCCCUUAUACCCAGACGGUGUGAUUCGCAACAGGUUCCGUUGUCUGGAGUGCAACAAGCAGUUGCCAGACUACAAAGCGCUUGCAGGUCAUUACCAGAAGAUGUCAGAAGACGUGGAAGGGCUGAUUUGUAAAGUUUGCUCAAUGUUGUUGCCAAACAAGUGCAGCUUCAGAACUCACCAGCGCCUCCAUGCCCACAAAUCCCCUUACUGCUGUCCUGAGUGCGGCGCCCCGAGUCGAUCUGCUGACAUCCAGAAGCAUGUCAAGGAGAACUGUCUGCAUUAUGCUCGCAAGGCUUGGUACAAAUGUCUUCACUGUGACAUGGUUUUCAGAACCCUCCUUGGACAAAAGACUCACGUUGAGGAGAAACACUGCGAGGUCUUGUACAAGUGUUCAGUCUGUCCAGUUGCCUUCAAGACCUCUGACGGCUGUGAAGUGCAUUUAAAAAAUAAACACAAAUCUAGCAGGCAAACUCCUCAGUUGGUGUUUAAGUGCUCCUGCAAGGCACUUUUCAAUAAAAAACACAACUUUUUUCAACAUUUUCACGAAAACGCCAACAGGCGAGUCACUUGUGUGUUCAAGUGUCCAGAAUGCAACUCUGUUUUCCCACAAAAGCGGCUGUUGAUGCAGCACUUCAAGAACGUGCAUGUGGGAAAUAUGACGGCAGACACAGAAAAGGACAGUAAAGAAAAAGAAGGGCUGGAUUGGUUCCCAGAGUCUUAUCCUGUCCAGCGGGAGAAGAGUCACAUCACUCGUAAAAACACCGACAGUCCAAGGAAGAAGUCGGAGCAGGACGCCAAAUCUCGCGUUAAGCCUCGGGGGUGGACAUGCGGCGAGUGUCUGCAGUGCUUUGCUGAAAGAGAGUCGUACGUUUCUCACAUGAAGAUCAACCAUGGAAAGUCAAUGAAGAAAUAUCCUUGUCGCCACUGUGAGCUGUCGUUCAACGCAGCCACCAGUCUGAGGCGACACAUUCGCAGUGAACAUGAUGGUAAAAGAAGAAUUUAUUCUUGUUGGUACUGCACGGAUCCAAAGACAACCUUCACAACAAGCGUGAUGUUGAAGAACCACAUAAGUCUUAUGCAUGGAAUUAAAAACCCGGAUCUCAGGCAGAUGCCCAAAUCAUCCAUCAAGGAGUUCAAAAGCCCUUCAGGCAAGGGGAUAAUAUUGGCGUCGCCAGUCAGGCGCAGGCAGGCUGACACCCCGGAUCGCAGUGAUCUCGAUGCUCCUUCAGCUAAACGUCUUAAAGCUCAGUUCCGCUGUUCAAAGUGCGGUUUCACCACGGACGACAGCACCGAGUUCCAGCAGCAUAUACCUCAGCAUAAAACAGAUGAAAACACUCCUCAGUGCCUUCACUGUGGUCUGUGUUUCACAUCUGUGGUUUCUCUUAAUAGACAUCUUUUUAUUGUGCACAAAGUCAAAGAUCCCAAGGAAGAUGAAGAAGAAGACAAAGAAGAAGAAGAAGAAGAGGAGGAGGAGGAGAUGAGAGAUGUCGGUCGGUCGGUUGGAUCGGCCGUGACUGCUCAUGUGAAUGACUAUAAACCCUCGCUGGAUGAGGAGCCAGAAAACCCUCCCUACACCAACACUUCAGACUUUCAUUUAAAACUAAAACCUCUUUCCCAGACAGAUUCAGCUUCUUCCCAGUAGUGAAGGUUACAUCUGUCCCAGAAAAAGCUGCA